UCAUCCCCUGUCAUGGCCACCCCGCAAGAACGACACCCGGAGUUAUUCCGCCCCGUGAACAGCGAGUCUCCGCGGGGGAAACAGCGAAGCGUGCCGCUCGAAUGCCUGUGUUUAGGGUUCAACCGGACGGGCACCGCGUGUAAGUACUUUCUCGGACCGUCCCUGCAGUUCCCCAACCCCCACUCUGAUCAACCCCGCGCCAAUCAGCCAUGUGCAACGCCCUCGAAACCCUCGGCCUUCCCUGCUGGCACUCCACCCAAUUCAUGUCCAGUAAAUUCGGCGAUAUUGAGAUGUGGCAGGAAGCCGUUAAUCGGAAAUUCUUCAACGCCCCAGGGCCGAAGUACGGGCGGGCCGAAUUCGACCAGCUGCUGCACGAUUACGGGGCGGUUUCCUCCGACACCCCGGCGAUUGCCUUCGCGGAUGACCUGAUUCAAGCCUAUCCGGAUGCUAAAGUGGUCCUCGUCGAGCGGGAUAUCGACUCGUGGUACGAGAGUUGGAUGAAUAGCGUGAUCAAGAACACCUAUAACCCUUUCGUCACCGUCGUUUACACCCUUGAUCGGUGGUUUACCCACCCGUUGGGCCACGUACACAAGUCCACUUUUGACGGCUGGUUGGGGAUCAAGGGCCCUGAGGAUGCGAAACGAGUGAGUAAGGCGAAAUAUCGGGAACACUAUGCGUUGGUGCGGAGGUUGACGCCACCGGAUCGCCUGCUGGAGUUCAAGAUGAGUGAUGGGUGGGGACCUUUGUGCGAGUUUCUGGGGAAGCCGGUGCCCGAGGUGCCAUUUCCACAUCUGAAUGAGAAGAAGUGGCUGGAUGAGAAGGUGCAGAUUGUGAUGCACCGCGGGAUGAGGAGGGUGGUCAAGAAGGUGGUGCUGUGGAUUUUGGCGCCGCUGGUGCUAGCAGCAAUGGUCUAUAAAGCGCUUUAGGAGAGUUUUGUACUUGGCUACGAGCAUACUUGCUUGUAAUAUGACCUAGUGACGCGAUGAAUAGUAUCUAGAUAAAGAUGUUCGGGAAACCCCACCGAGAUGUCAGGGAUGAUUCCAUGAUGUUAAGAUGAGCCUAGAGUGAAGUAGACAUGACUAUUGAAUAUUCAUC
This is a messenger RNA of Aspergillus sclerotioniger CBS 115572, 1095 nucleotides long. RefSeq names its product sulfotransferase family protein. The transcript has a single exon. NCBI's taxonomy places the organism in Eukaryota, Fungi, Ascomycota, Eurotiomycetes, Eurotiales, Aspergillaceae. The record is from RefSeq and is a predicted model, not a curated record. The coding region runs from base 210 to 926 and encodes 238 amino acids.